GCAGCCCCCCGGGCCUGGGGCGGGGGGGUGAAGGGACGCGGCGGGGGUCGGUCUGCGCGUUCUGCUUUUUCUUCUGGCUGCUGGAAACUCCUCUGCCUGCCGGCCGCUCUCCCGGCUCCUUUCUGCCCGCCGAAUCCCGCCUUGCGUUUCAGCGGUGCGGCUGUUUCUUCCUUUGCUCUGUUUGCCGCUCGGUCCCUCCUCGCCCGUGUGGGAGUGACCCCCGCUCUGCCGGCGGCCCGGCCCCUCUGCUGCUUCUGCCGGCGGGACCGGGCCGUCCCUGCUCCUGUCGCGAACCGCCCUCCCUCCGGCUCAGGUGGUAUUUCAUAAAACCGCAGGAAGUUCUCUUUGCCUUUGGACUGCGUGGCCGAGUGCAGCGUCUCAGUUUCGGCUGAGAGUUGUCAGACGCGAGCGGCGUUGGCUGGAAGGAGUUAAAGCAGCGGUGGCGACCCCGGGGGGACGCGCCUUGCCUCAGCCUUCCAGCGGCCGAGGGGUGUGGGAGCGGCAGCUCCGGCAGGAAGGCAAGGCCGGGAUUCUGUCACAUGAGUCAGUUCGGUGUGAAUCUCCUCUCAGCUCCUUGCCUUCCCCAAAGCUGUAAGCUGCCUGCUGAAGUGGUGAGCGCCUUUGGCUGGCCCUUUGUUGCCCUCGGACGUGUUGGAUUCAGGCAAAGUCGAGCCCAGGUGACCAGAGGAAAGGUCACCCUAACCUGUUUCAGAGCCCCUUCAGGUCCCAAAGAACAGGACAGAGGACUCGCCCCAGCCAGAGCACUCCUUAGGGUAGAGGACGAGGAUUUCUGGUCUGAAGCAGAGGGUGACGUGAGCUGCUCUGUCCCUGGAUCCAUUAUGGAACAGAUCAAUGGACCUCUUCAGAUGGAGCAUGCAUUGCUGUUCACCUUCCUGGAGGUAUCCUCUGACUGUAACUUCAAAGACCAGCUGCGUUCCCUGCAAAGCCAGCAGAUCAUGUUGUGCCAAGGAAACGAUGACGAUGAGCUUCAGACCGAUGGCAAUCGGAGUGGCCACUUUCAGAAUGGGUUGGCUCAAACAAAUGAAGAGGUUAUCCGGAUCAUUGCUGCUCAGCUUGCUGAGAUUGGAGACCAGUUUGACAGAGAAAUCCAAGAAGGAGUAGUAAAUAGCCUAGCACGGCACUUUCUGAAUGAGAAUCUGUCUAACGAGGAGAUAACCCAGCACAUGUCCAGGGCAGUGAGAGAGCUUACACGAGCCAUCCCCUCAGACAUGGAACAGGAGAAGGCCAUGUUGGUGCUAACAAUGGUCUUGACUAAGAAAAUUGUGAAUACAGUGCCUGCUCUUCUACGCCGUGUCUUUAACACCACUCUGAACUACAUGAACCAGCAGUUCCACAACUACAUUGCUGAAAUGCUGGGUGAGUGAGCUCUCCAGGCCUGUGUGAAGCAUGUGAAUUCCUGAAGAUUUUCCUUGAUGGAUGAACAUGACUUGAUUUUCUCUUGACUUCUGAAAGACAGCUGUGAAAGGGAUGGCAGAGCUUCAUAGAUGAGCUUUUGUAGACUAGCACAGCAGUAAUAGUAGCAUGAGCUGCCUGCCAGCUCUGCCAGUACCUGUAGGAAGUAGUGCUUGCCUCUCUGCUUUCACAAUACCUUUUAUUUUAGCAGCAGCAGGGCCUGCCUUCUGCCUCCACAGGCCCAGGGGGCACAGGACCUGUCCUCUGUGGGGUUUUUUUGCAUUUUGCUUUAGUUAUUCACUUCCCAGCCCUGCACCUGCAGCUGAGCCGUGCUGAAUGCUGUUCCCAGGAAGGCCUCAGAGACUGUGGAAUGGGUGGUUCAUCAGCGGGGGGGUGGGUGGGAGGGAUUCAGGUGUCUUGAUGAGAAGCUGGCAGCAAGAGGGAACAGCCCUGAGGGAUAGAGGGGGGAUGUGGCCAGAGAAGGCUGACACCAGGGUACUUCAGUAUCAAUCACCAUACACCUGUGUUUGCUUGAAAAAUAAAACUGACAGAAAAAUUGUAAAGAAAAGGGCAGGGUAGGCACAGAGAAAGUUUUUUGAGAAUGCAACCUGAAUAUGCCUAAGAAAAGGUAGCAAAUUUUGUAGUCAAAUCUCAGGCUGAACAAACUUGGACUCAGGUUGUUUUAUACAUAACCAGAAAAGGUGGCAAAUAUGUCACCUGUGAUCCAGCUGCCUCAGGACUUUUCCAAGUAUGUAAAUAUUUUGUAGGUUUUUUUAACUUAAAUAAAAAUUUAAUCUCUGGAGGCUACUACAGCUCUGCAGACGUUCAGU
Messenger RNA from Vidua chalybeata, 2243 nucleotides. RefSeq names its product BH3 interacting domain death agonist (gene BID). The record is from RefSeq and is a predicted model, not a curated record. The transcript has 7 exons. Bases 540 to 1385 code for a protein of 281 amino acids. Lineage: Eukaryota; Metazoa; Chordata; Aves; Passeriformes; Viduidae. Gene Ontology annotation, biological process: positive regulation of intrinsic apoptotic signaling pathway; positive regulation of release of cytochrome c from mitochondria; positive regulation of extrinsic apoptotic signaling pathway. Gene Ontology annotation, cellular component: cytoplasm; mitochondrion; cytosol.